AUGCAGUCCAUCAUGGUUUCUGCACACGAAAGCAGCAGGGAGACCCCUGCAGCCAUUAGCCAUGUCUUUGACCGCAUAAGCAUGGACAAACCAAGUCGCCCCACGUACAGCACCGACAAACCGCUCAGCCAAAAACUGAGGCUAGGCAUCUGCGCAAUGGAAGAAAAAGCCCGCAGCAAAGCCAACCAAGAGAUAUUCACCCGCUUGGAGUCUACAGCCGGUAUUGAAGUAGUCAUAUUCGGAGACCAGGUCCUCCAGGACCAGCGCGUGGAGGCAUGGCCACCCUGCGAUGUGCUCAUCGCCUUCUAUUCCAAUGGCUUCCCGCUGGCCAAGGCAAUCGCGUACACCCAGCUCCGGCCCUGCGUCUCGCUGAACGAUCUGCAUAUGCAGCGCCUCCUGCUGGAUCGGCGGCUGUGCCACGCGGUCCUGGCUCAUCUCGGGGUGCGCACGCCCAAGAGACUCGAGGUCAGUCGGGACGGGGGCCCGAGGUUUGGACAGUGUGAUAGGUUGACUGGGCUUGGGCUACGGCUUGACGGUCAUGGUCCCGUGACUAAGCCUGUGAUAUCCUUGUCUGAGGAUGGCAAUACCCUGGUUGUUGAUGGGAGAGAGCUCCGGAAGCCCUUUGUCGAGAAGCCUGUUGACGCUGAGGACCACAAUAUCAAUAUCUACUACCCAGGCGGUGGUGGACGGAGGCUAUUCCGGAGGAUCGGAAACAAGGCUUCGGAGUACGACCCGUGCUUGACCGUGCCUAGGUGCAUCACCGAGGGAGACACCAGUUACGUCUACGAACCGCUAUUGACAGCCGAGGGUGGCCAGGAUGUCAAAGCUUACACCGUAGGGUUUUAUCCUGGGCCUUAUUUUUCGUUUGCGGUUACUCGCCCUUCGCCGGCUGUUGUUGGGGUGGUUCUCCGAGACGCAAAUGGUCGGGAACGGAGGGAUCCUACGGAGCUUACUGGUGAGGAGAGGGAGAUGGCGGCUAAGAUAUCGACUGGUUUUGGACAGGCGCUCUGUGGCUUUGAUAUUAUUCGCAUGGGCAGAAAGAGCUUUGUGAUUGAUGUCAAUGGCUGGACUUCGGUGAAGAAUCAGAGUGUAUUCUAUGAUGAGGCGGCCGGGGUUCUCAGGCAGAUGCUCUUGCAGACUUGA
Messenger RNA from Aspergillus pseudoviridinutans, 1143 nucleotides. RefSeq lists its product as uncharacterized. NCBI's taxonomy places the organism in Eukaryota, Fungi, Ascomycota, Eurotiomycetes, Eurotiales, Aspergillaceae. Gene Ontology annotation, cellular component: cytosol. Bases 1 to 1143 code for a protein of 380 amino acids. Gene Ontology annotation, molecular function: 5-diphosphoinositol pentakisphosphate 1-kinase activity; diphosphoinositol pentakisphosphate kinase activity; inositol hexakisphosphate kinase activity. The record is from RefSeq and is a predicted model, not a curated record. The transcript has a single exon. Gene Ontology annotation, biological process: inositol phosphate biosynthetic process; inositol metabolic process.